This is a messenger RNA of Encephalitozoon intestinalis ATCC 50506, 2199 nucleotides long. RefSeq names its product muskelin N-terminus domain-containing protein. Bases 1 to 2199 code for a protein of 732 amino acids. The record is from RefSeq and is a predicted model, not a curated record. Gene Ontology annotation, cellular component: cytoplasm. Gene Ontology annotation, molecular function: protein binding. The transcript has a single exon. NCBI's taxonomy places the organism in Eukaryota, Fungi, Microsporidia, Unikaryonidae.
AUGUUGAAUGAUAGAAGGUCUUACACCGUGAUUCCCUAUGAGAUACACAGCUAUUCAACAUAUGCCUCUGUAUACAUGCCAAGCAAUAUCAAAAAGAAUGACCCCAUGGAUCCAAACUCAAGAUGGUCGACAUCAACUAACGAUCAUCUCCAAUAUAUCAUCUUAAAGAUCCCUCCAAGCCUUGUGGUGACCAUUACAUUUGGAAAGUACAACAAGAUGCAUGUAUCGAAUGUUAAAAAGAUGAGAAUAAGCGUUUCCGGAGAUGGCGUCGAGUACAAAGAGGUCUUGUGCGGAGGCCUAAAAAACGAUUCUGAAAUGGAGACCUUUAAUCUCCUUGUAAAGGAUGAGACAUAUUACAUUGCCCAGUAUGUGAAGAUUGAGCCUCUUGCUGCAUGGGGAGUCAACUUCAGCUACUCUUUAUGGUUUGUCGAGCUGAGAGGAAUAGCCGAUGUCGAGAAAUUUGCAAGAUACAAUGAAAUGGUUAUUUUUGGGAAAUCCAUGAGAAACUGCCUGAAAUUCCUGAGAGACUGUGGAUUUAGAGAUGUUUAUGAGAUUCUCGAGAAAAGAAGCUCCGAUAAAAUAGAAGACGAAAUUGUAAAGCACAUAAGGCACCUGCUGGAAAGCCAUAAGUACGAGGAUACAGAAGAAGUACUGGAUAGGUUAGAUCCGUGUGUCUUCCAAGGAUUCAUAGAUAGUUCUCCCUAUUCAUUGGUGUGGACAGAGAUACCAAGAGCCGAGGUAUGGCCUUGCGAAAGAGGAGGACAUCAAAUGGUUGAAAUGGAUGGGAGUUUGUAUCUUUACGGGGGAUGGAACGGAGUGGAAGAACUAGAGGACUUCUGGAGAUACAGAGGCGGAGAAUGGAGUGAGAUUAAGAUGAAUACAGUAUCACCAGGGAAAAGAAGUUGCCACCGAAUGGUUUCAUACGGGUCGAAACUUUAUCUGAUGGGGAAAUAUAUCUGCUUAUCCUCUCGCAAGGUCUUUUCAGGGAAAUCAGACAUAUGGGUCUUCGAUGGAAACUGGAGGGUGAUUAACUCGGACGAAGAGGGAGGACCGGGAAACAUAUAUGAUCAUCAGAUGGUUGUUGUGGGAGAUAAAUUAUAUGUGUUCGGAGGAAGAUCUACAGAGAAGGAAGACACAUACUCUGGACUUUACAUGUUUUCACUUGACGAAAGAUCCCUGGGCUAUGGGAUGGAGGUCUUGGGAAAGUGUGGAAGAACAAAUGAAGUUGGAAAGCCCAUCUCAGAGACAGAUGGAAGGUACAGGACUUGCGGCCAAUUCGGCGGAAAAGAGAAGAGAUCUCCCGGUAUGGCUGAGAUUUCUCCAUCAUUUGGAACAGGGAUCUCCCAGGAAAAUAUGCUAGAUGAAUCCAACUCCCGCCAUGAACCUUCAACAUCGUCGUCGAGUUUGUUUAGGAGCAGGUGGAUGGUAAUAAGGUCGGAUACAAUGCAACCUUCAAGCACUCCCUCUCUGAAGUCAAGACUGGAGCAUAGUAUGGUGUUUAUUCCCCCUGACUAUAUCGAGGGUAGCAUCUACAACAAUAGCCUUGUAGUCAUAGGAGGGCAGAAGAACAAAAGCUCGAUGAGAGAAAUGGUCUUUUACAGACUGGACACAGACACUGUUUUCCAAAGUGUGCCAUUCCCAAUCAGUGGAGAGGGAAGAGUUGUCCAGAGGGGCCUUCUGUACUUGAAUGAGAUUGUUGUUCUUUUCUGCCAUGGAAAAGAGAAGGAAGGAAGAUUUGAAAACAUAGAUGUAUAUACCUUUUCUCUGAUUAAGAAGAAAUGGACUGAAGUGGUGGUGAAGUCAAGAACAGAAGCCGGAGUGGAUAUCAAACCGGCGCCAAGGUCCGCACACCAGUUUGUAGAGAUGGAUGGAUGGUUUUACUUGUUUGGAGGGAAUAUCUCCGAAAAGGUAGACCGGCGCGUAAAUGACAUGUGGGUGUUUAGGCUUGAAAAGAAGACAAACAAAGAGAUACGCCAUCUCUCAAAGUUUCUGGUUAGGAAACAUAAAUACCUCUAUCUUCUUGGGAUCGACGAAGAGAAGGCAAUCGAUUAUCUCAGAACUUCUGUCCUGAACAUGGUUGUGGACGACGAUACAAGAGAGCUCUUUGAAGAGCUUUGCCACGAAGUGUAUAGGAGAAAGAUAUUUGUAGACCCUGUUGAGGAUAUCUGUAGACUGUUAACAACAGCGAAAGAAUAUUAA